AUGCACACGUCGCUCCCCGAGCCCCCUCUGUCGCCUCGAAACCAAACGGCCCAGCUCGGGGACCGGGAGGCGGAAGGCACGUCGAGUCGCCCGGAGCUCGAACGAUCGCCCGCGAACCCGACGAACGCCUUGCAAGCCCAGUUGCGUCUCUUCAAUCAACGCCUCAAUGAAGUGCAACAAGAGAUUCGCAGGUCGAAAGGGGAGCCCGGAGCAGAUGGAUACCAAGGGUCCCCGUUCGUACCUGAAAUACAAGAUCAAGCCAUCCCACCACACUUUCGACUCCCAUCCCUAGACGCCUAUGACGGCGCCGCUGACCCCGCGGAUCACGUAGCCACGUUUCGCGCCCAAAUGGCGCUAUAUGGGAUUUCCGACGCCUUGAUGUGCAGGGCAUUCCCAACGACUUUGAGGGGGCUGGCCCGCGCAUGGUACGGCGGCCUCAAGGCCGGGACCAUCUCUUCCUUUGACCAGCUCGCUCGGGACUUUGAGCUCAACUUCCUCGCCUACGCCCGCCCAAAGCCGUCCGUGGCAUUGCUCCUCGGUCUCACCCAAAGGGAGGAUGAGCCCCUCUCCCACUUCUUGAACCAUUUUACGACGCAAAUCCGAGGGCUCUCGGACGCUCACCCUUCUCUAUUGAUGCAGGCUUUCAUGAUAGGCUUGCGGCCCUCCAGGUUCUUUUGGUCCUUAGUAGAGCGACCCCCCACGACGGUACCCGAGAUGCUCCAACGUGCGAGCCAAUUCGUCGCCGCGGAGGCAUGGAUGGCCGGGAGACCCGGGGGACACAAAGGGACCAAGCCAGAGCCGCCCCGGCAACAACAACCUGCGGCAUCUCGGCAUAGGUUGGACCGAUCUGACCCGCUGACUUCGAGGCCCCCUCUCCCGGCCUUGAACUCGUCCUGA
Messenger RNA from Musa acuminata AAA Group (dessert banana), 897 nucleotides. RefSeq lists its product as uncharacterized. The record is from RefSeq and is a predicted model, not a curated record. The coding region runs from base 1 to 897 and encodes 298 amino acids. The transcript has a single exon. NCBI's taxonomy places the organism in Eukaryota, Viridiplantae, Streptophyta, Magnoliopsida, Zingiberales, Musaceae.